Messenger RNA from Menidia menidia (Atlantic silverside), 4290 nucleotides. NCBI's taxonomy places the organism in Eukaryota, Metazoa, Chordata, Actinopteri, Atheriniformes, Atherinopsidae. The record is from the annotation of a GenBank genome assembly.
AAACCAAGACUCGCAGAUGAGAAGUGGAGAAGAGGAGCGGAUGUGAGAAAGGAAACAGGGGAGACGAGAAGAAAAACCCCAGAUCCGAAUGAACCCCAAGGUUGCGUGUCUCUGUGGGCUCACAGCUGGAAAACUGAGGGAGAUAUGAGGAGCUGCUGUCCACCACGGGGGCUCUGAGGCCGCCUGCUUCUAUCUCCGUCUGCCCGGUCAUGCUUCUGGGAGAAUCCAUCUGUAUCCUUCUCUUUGUCUAUCAGUAAUUGGCCUCGGCAGGGAUUUUUACGGCCAGAGAGAAAGAAGGCGAAGUGGAUCUCUGGAAGGUGAGGACAUAAGAAGAAAAAAAGGAGAGGAAAAGGAGAAGAGAAACGAGGGGAACAAAAGAGCCUUGUGAAAUUGUUUUGAAACGGGGACAAAGCAGCAAUAAAAAAGUAGAAAAAGGACAAAAAAAAGCUGCAAUUGAACUUGGCCGGUGGUUUAUACUGUAGCUGGAGGGGAUUUGGAGUAUAAAUUCUCAUCCUGUCAAUGAGGUUACUGUCCUCUCACCCACACGGCUCCACACUGGUGCCUUUGUCAUGCUCUGGAGAGGCAAAAAGCGAUACUGAGACCUCUGUCUCAGAGACAUGUACGGUUGAUGGGAGUGUAGGAUAACUUGUGUGGAUAAAACAUCGCAACGGCCCGGGAAUCUCCAACCAGAGGCUCCAACUCUUGACUGCUUAACCCCCCCCCCCUCUCCUUGACGUGCCUUGUCAAGUCGGGGCAUCUUCAUGUUGGAUGCAUCCCGUUCAGUGGUGUCACGGUGUUUGUGUAACUGUGGAGUGCAGGACUCCAGUCCGUACCGCAAGAUGACAUCUGAACAGCUCUUCCAUCUGUCACUAAAUGUUUACAUCAUCAUCCUGGGCAUUGGCCUCUUCAUCCUGGUGCUCAGCCUCAUCUUCUGCUGCUAUCUGUUUAGACUGAGGAGACGAAGUACGAGAGAACAAUAUGGCUACAAUGAGGUUGUUUUGAAAGGAGCGGGGAAGAAACUCAGUCUGAUUGGUCAAACAUGCGUGGUGUGUUUGGAAGAGUUUCGCAGCAGGGACGAGCUCGGACUGUGCCCCUGCUCCCACGCGUUUCACAAAAAGUGUCUGCUAAAAUGGUUAGAGAUCCGCAGUGUGUGCCCGAUGUGCAACAAGCCAAUCGGUCGCCUCCAGGCCGAGCAGCCACGCGCCCCGGAGCGGCCGCCGAAUAUUUUAGAAGUCUGAGACAAAGCUGCGUCCCUCGGUUCCGAGCGCUUUCCGGACACUUGAACCGUCGUUGCGCGGUCGCCGAAAAGUGGUUUCAGUGAUGCAGAUUUUUUUUUUCUGGAAUUUUAAUAUAUGUAAAUGAUAGUAUAGACCAAUCGUUAAGGGUCAAAGGUCAUACCUGGAAAACUGGGUGUGGAAAAAGCUACAACAAGAGAUGGAAGGUAACUAUACCACAUUUCAAUUUAACAAAACAUAAUGGUCAUUAAGUACAGAAGGGCAAAUGCUGCAUUCCCAGAGGUUCAGAAGCUAAGCUAAUGCUAGCUAAAACUGUUGAUAAGAGUGAAGUAUGCCGGAUUAUGUGCAUUCAUAUGCUGCAACAGCGGGCACAACCCACUUAAUGACAGAUAAACGCGUUGUCACUCAAGCCAUUUACACUUUGAAGUGCGUAUAAGCCAUGCUGGAUUUUAAAGCUGGAGACUGUGAGAUUCUUCCAAGUCUAGAUCCUCAGUUGAGCCUUCCCCUAAUCUUACUCCCAUUUUUAGUUCAUAACCUGAAUCUUAAAGCUAAUGUCCAAGUGCCUUAAAGCCAUACGCUUUUAAUCACACAGUAAGCAAGCAUACGUUUAACAGGAGAUGCUGUCUUAAGCUAAUUCCGACUCGUGUAUGUAGAGCUGGCAGUCCAAAUUGAAUCUUUUUGGAGGAUAAAUGGAGUGGUUGGAUGGAUGUCAUUUAAUAUAACUGACUAGAAGUGGAAGGAGCCUAACAACAUUAAGAGUCUUGCAACUGUGCAAGAAAAAACUGCCUGUAUCAGCAGAAAUGCAGUCAUGUGAAUGGGAAAAUGCAGCCUCUUUCAUUUUUUUCAAGGUUUUACCAAUCAACAUGGAAAAAACAAAGGUCAUCUGACGGUUUUCAGGUCAUAGAACGUGGUUAAUGCAGCGUCAAAUAAACAACACGGGACAUGAUACACCACACGGCGUGGGAAAAGACUAUAUGAAAAUGCACCCUCCUGCAGCUGAUACACUGGUGAUAUAAUAAAAUAUUAUGUCAGGAGUUUGUAAUGGGCCUUCUUACUGUUCCCAGAUUUAUGGUAUAGCUUCUUUGGGAUCUUUCCUCUGUGACACACCCUAAUUCUCCACACGAGAAAAGUGCCAAAAUAUGCUGCAUUUCCACAAGUAUUGCUCACUCAUCCAAAAAAACUGAAAUCAGGAGUUCAAAUCACCUGUUUCUACGAACAUUUGUGAAGGAACGGUUGCCAGGAGUAAGGUCUGACUGUAUUAUGCCAAGUGUAGAGUUUAGUGGAGGGUGGACUAUAGUCUGGGGUUGUUUUCCAGGAGCUGGGCUCGGUCCCUUAUUUCCAGUAAAAGGAAUUCUUCAGCCUUAGGAACAAUUUGAAGACGGCCCCUCCCUCGUCCAACUUGACUGCACACAAGUGCACAAAGCAGGAAACAUCAAGAUGUAUAUGAUAUGUAAUUGCAUACGAUAUGUAUUACACUUCUAUGACAAGUCCUUAACUAAAUUAGUUACGCUAACAUUUCCUUUCCCUGUGGGAUAGAUCAAGUAGAUCAAGUAGGCCCACUCAUCCAAUUAGUAAAUUACCUCACAAAUCCGCUUGAAGUUGAAGUUGCUGAAGCUACGCUGGGAUGCUGGGGCGGGCAUCAACAUAGAGAACCCCAUGGAUUAAGAAUGGGAUGUCACUCAACUUCAUUUGAGUCAAGGCAGGUGAGCAAAUACUUUUGGCAAUAAAGUGUAUACGCGUUCUGAUGCACAUUUGAAUGACAAUGAGUGGGUUAUACUCAUCAUCUGCAUCCUUACAGAGGCAGUCAGUGUGUUCUUGGAUUGCUUGAUACGCUGUUUCUGCAUUUUGGAUCUAUUUUCAUUGAAUACAUCAUUAUUACACAGUGUGAUGUGUCGUGCUGUUGUUGCUUUGAUGUCAACCUGAGGCUACAUGACGUCGUUCAGAAUGAAUGAGUUUUGUAAAAAGGUCCUGAAAAGUAAAUAAGUAAAGAUAAGUAAAACCUCACAAAUAAAAAAAGACUUUCCCCUUUUUUUUUGCACGACUGUACUUUGGUUCUGUUUCAAGGGCCUGAACAUUAACAGUUUACCUUAGGUGUCCUUUGAAAGAUUUCAAGCCAACAGCACAUACUUCAGCACUAGCUAACAAGAGUUUCCUUCGGCAAUGUCAGCUCUCCGUGAACUGAGAGUAAGUAUUUUGGGGGAGAAAGCAGCAUCAGAUCCUGUAAUACUGCUUUAAUUUUCGAUCCUUCGACGUGUCAGUCGAUCUGACCCUCCCCUGCUUUCUCCGAUUUCCCAAAAGUGACACACAACUCUUCCUGAAUCUGAGGUAUUUUGGUCUCUCUCAACUACUUAAGAAGACAGAAACGGAAGAAAGUGUUUCAGUAUCCAGAACAUGGACUACAGAGACUGUAAACAGGAAUGUAUUGUGUUUUUUAAUACAAUAUUAGCAGUGAAAUCUGUUUCAUUUAACAGCAUGAUCGUUGGGAAGUAGCAGGACAGAUGUGUGUGCUCUGGCAUUAUCUAGUGUCUCACAAUCAAACAGUUAUAUCCAGCUGUGAGGGAGCUUUGAUGGGCUAAAUGGCAAACCAGUUAAAUCAUGUUACAGAAAGAAAAUACAUGCUAAAGGGCCCCUAAAUAACUAACAAAAACAUAUAUGUAAGCCUAACCUUUAACAUUUUUUUCUUAUGAACUAUUUUGUAUCAUAGCUGCCUUUCAAUGAAAUGUUUAGCAUGUCAGAGAUGCUUUAACACUCAUUUUUCAUAAUGAAAACAAUAUCUAGUAUUUAGAAAUUUGGACAUUUGUAUAGUUUUUGUAUUGAUUCUAAUAUUUGGAAAGGUUACAACUUUAUACUGUUGAUGACCAGGUGGUUUGGAUCCUACUAAUUGGUUGGGUAUGAUUGUAUUGAAUUGAAUGAAUUAAUGACAAUGACAUCAUUAAAUAAGUUAUGUGUCUUAAGUUGAAGGAUUUUCUUGCCCAAAGCCAUUAUGCAAUGAUUUUAGAUCACAUCUCGUCAAUGAAAUGUGCUGCACUUCUUUUAAAAAAAAUCUAAUUUCCAA